Messenger RNA from Colletotrichum higginsianum IMI 349063, 801 nucleotides. RefSeq names its product Short-chain dehydrogenase. The coding region runs from base 1 to 801 and encodes 266 amino acids. Gene Ontology annotation, cellular component: membrane. The transcript has a single exon. The record is from RefSeq and is a predicted model, not a curated record. Lineage: Eukaryota; Fungi; Ascomycota; Sordariomycetes; Glomerellales; Glomerellaceae.
AUGGCACCCUCAACAGAUAACCUGGGCUUCGAGUGCGCCGUCAUCACCGGCGGCGCCGGAGGCAUCGGCAAAGCGAUGGCCCAGCACUUCAUCUCCAAGGGCAAGAAGGUUUUGCUCGCCGGACGGACCGAGUCGAAGCUCCAAGAGACGGCCAGGGAGAUCGGGGCCGCCGGGUACUACGUCCUCGACACGGGCGAGGUCGAAUCGAUCCCGGGCUUCGUCGAGCGCAUCACGACGGACCACCCGGAACUGGACUGCCUCGUCAACAACGCGGGCGUGCAGCGGCCGCUCGAGGUCCUCAAGGACGACGGCGACGACUUCCUGUCCAAGGCGGACCAAGAGAUCGACAUCAACAUCCGCGGCCCGAUGCACCUGGCCCUGGGCCUGCUGCCGCACCUGCGGGCCAAGGAGUCGGCCCUCAUCGUCAACGUGUCGAGCGUGCUCGGCUUCGUCCCCUUCUCCAUCAUCAACCCGGUCUACAACGGCACCAAGGCCUGGCUGCACUUCUGGAGCAUGAACCUCCGCACGCAGCUGAGGAACGGCGGCUGCUCGCACGUGCGGGUCGUCGAGAUCGCGCCGCCGACGGUCGCCACGGACCUGCACCGGGAGCGGUCCGACCCCGACGACAACAAGAAGGAGAGCAACCCGGACGCGCUGAGCGUCGAGGAGUUCAUGGAGGAGGUGGGGAAGAAGCUCGAAGACGGAGAGGAGACCAUCGGGCCUGGCAUGGCAGGCGAAGUCGUCGACCGCUGGUACGGUGCUUUCGGAGAGCAGUAUGCCAAGGCGGCCGGCGGCAAGUAG